UGGAAACGCAAGACGCUGGGAGGUUUGCUUGAUACGCUUUCAGAGCUUCCCAGGACGACGAAGGGGCCUCGGAGGGAGGAAGACCCACCUGAAGGUCGUGUAGAAACGGAGAAUCUUGGAAAGGGGAAAUGAGUGAUUCUGAGGAAGAAGAAAGUCCUAUUGCCACAGAGUCAGAGCCUGAAGCAAUAUCAGAACCAGAAUCAGAACCAGAGAGUCCUGAGGAGCCUGUUUAUGCCAUAGCUCCAACUGUUAAUAUCCAGGAUGAAGGCACCAUUGACGUGCAUUCGUGUCCUGCCUUUCAGUGCCUUGAUGAGUUGUUUUAUGCUGGAAGCAUCCCUGGAACCAGAGUGGCUCAACUGAAGGCGAAGUAUAACACUCUUCAUGAAACUUUAGUAAGUUUACAGGAAUCAGAGAUUCAGCUGUUACAGGAUGCCAAGCGUUUCACUGCUGUAAUAGAGCAGCAGCAGCAAGAACUAGAAAAAGCUGAACAGUUUCCAGAGGGAUCCACUUCAGAGUUGUCUAAACUAAGACAGCAGUACCUGAGAUACAUUAAUGAAUAUAAUGCAAUUCAAGAUCGAGAGUUUGAAAUACAGUACAAAUUAAAUAGUUUACUAGAAGAUAAGAAUCUUCUUGAAAAAGAGUAUCACAGAAUCCCCAAAGCUUCUGAAGCAGAGAAGAAAAUGAAAGCUUUGAGAGAAAGCUGUGAAGAGAUUCGCAGAGAAACAACACAUCGGAGGCAAGAAAUUAGAGCACUGAAAGAAGAUCUGUCAUCAAGGCAAAAACAUCUCACUAAGGAUCAGAAAGAACUUGAUGAACUCUUUCGGAAGCAAGAAGAAAUAAAAGAUGAGCUAGUCCGUCUCCAAGCCAUUCCUAUUCAGCUCGGAAAGGAUAUGGAGAAAUUAAACCGCAGAAUCCAUGAGUUAGAGAAGAAGAAAAAAACUGCGCAGGAAGGAAUGCAAGAAGUACUUGAGACUGUUAGAAAACUAGAGGCUAAAUCUGAAGAGUUAAUGGAGGAAAAGGAAGAUGUAAUGAAGGAAGUGGAUGGAAAAAAGGCCUUGCUGGAGAGUAAAGAACGAGAAUUCAUCACUUUUACAAAGAUGCAUGAGAUGAACAAAGAAAAUGAAGGAAGUGGCAUAGCAGAAAGGGGUAUUUUAGAAAUGGGUUUCCGCAACUGUGCUGUGGCAAAGCAAAAACUGCACGAUACUCUGAGUCGAAUGCAGAGAGAGAGAGACCGAGACUUCAGAAACUUUAAAAAGAUGGAGAUGCAAUUAAAAAUAGCUCAGGAGAGCUUGGAGCAAGUUAGAGCACAUUACCAGAGAAUUCAAUUAGAGAUAGAUGCUAUUCCUAAAGAUGAUGGGACACUAUUAGAAAGACGCAAGGAGCUCCAGAAAGAAGUUGAAAAUGCUAAGAGGAAUCUGACCCAAGAGAAAACUUCAACAGAUGCCGAAGUAAGAAUGCUUGAACAGUGUAUUGCUGAAGAAGACCAGCUUUUUAAAGCUCAGGAACAUUUCAGAGAGGACGUUGCCAACUUGAUACGUAUGAUUCAGCUAAAGGCUGAUGAGAGGGAACAGAAGUCAAAGGAUUGUUUAAAAGCCCAGGUACGGCUGAAUAACAUUAUUGCAGAAAUAAAAACAAAAGACUUUGAAAUAAGGGAACAUAUGAAGAAGCAAAGAGAAAUUCAGAGGCAAAUGAAAGAAUUUGCAAAAAUGUAUGACAUUGUGCGACAUGAGAGAAACAAACUGGUAAACCUUGUGCAUUGUGCCCGUCAGAAGACAAAUGAAAUUAAAGAGAAGGUCAAAAUGCUGGACAAUGAGAUGGAAAUCUUAAGGCACAAUGCCAUAAUUAAGGAGAGGAAAUUGCAAAAAUACCAGCUGAAGCUUUCAAAUAACAUCGCAAUCAAAGAAAGCAUCAAGUGUGAUGUCUCUAAGGUUCACCAAACACUUCAAGAGAUGAAAGAAAAGCGAGAGCAGCAGCUGAUGGAUGUUGAAAGACUCACCAACAUGCUCACUCAUACUGAGGAGGAAAUGGUGCAAUUGCGUAAAAAAUAUGAAAGAGCUGUUCAGCGCCGAAAUGAGAGCGGAGUUCAGCUCAUAGAGCGUGAAGAAGAAGUAUGCAUUUUUUAUGAAAAAAUAAAUGUUCAGGAGAUGAUGAGCCGAAAUGGUGAUAUUGAAAUUAAUGUGAUGGACGAAAAGAUCCGCUUUUUAAAGUUGAAGCUAACUGAGAAAAAAAGGCAGAUUGAGUUAUCACUGAGGACCUUGCCCAUGAAAAGAAGUCUAGAUGCUGAUUUGGUAGUCCUUCAGAUUCAGUUUUCACAAUGCAAGGACAGAAUUAAAAGCCUGGAGAAAUUGUUUGCUGACCCUAAUGAAGAAAAAAGGACAAGAAAACUGCCAGGAAAGGACCCUUCUCAAGCAGAGCUGUUCAAAAAGAUAGAGGAGUUGGAAAUACACCUAGCACAGAAGGAAGAGAAACUGCUUGAGAAGGAUUUUAUUUAUGAGCAAGUUUCUCGGCUGACAGAAAGAAUCAACAGGAAAGCAGAAAACGGCAAGCAAGACACAUUAAUACUGGCAAAAAAGAUGAAUGAACUACAAGAGAAAAUAAAAAGUACAACGCAAAAGAUGAUGGCUCUUAUUGCAGAGUUAUCUAUGAAUCAAGCCCUUGCCAUUAAACUGCAACAAGAAAUGAGGGACAAAGAGCAGUUUUUAAUGUGCAUCACCUCCAGGCUAGAGAAAGGCCUCCCACCUCCUAAGGAAGUAGAGAAGGAGUGGUUAAAGGUGCUCCGCGAUGAACAAGUAUAUAAAGCUGCAGUGGAAGACAAAGCAAAGCAUGCUGUAGAAGAAGAGCAACAUGCCUUGCCAACUAGUGUAUACACCACAGCUGAGCAGCGCCCCAACGCCUACAUCCCGGAUGAGGAAAACGUUCUCCCUCUGCCACGGCCUUAUGGGGCAUUGGCUCCUUUCAAGCCAGGCGAGCCAAGUGCAAAUAUGAGGCACAUAAGGAAACCGAUGGUGAAGCCGAUAGAAAUCUGAAAGGUGGAACUUACAGUUGCUAAUUGAGAACACUGAUCAUUCGAACCGACUUUAUGUUCAGUGUCAAUAGCAGAAUUCCCCAGAUUUUAUUGGGCUGAAUUGGAACUUUAUGGAAAGUUAUGCCAAGCAAUGCUGUCAACAUCUGAAAUACUCCCUUGUUUCACAGAAACCCUAGUGAGGCAAAUUGCAUUGCCCAGUAAGGGUUGGUGAACUAUGUUCCUCACAUGGCUGAAAAGGAAAAAAAAUCAAACAUUUUUAUCAAAUGUUUUACUGUCACCAAAACAAACAGCCAUAAAUAAUUACAAGUAGUAAAAUGCACAUAGAUCAUCAUUAGUACCAUACUUCUUCCUUUCUUGCAUUUAGAUUCCAAACAUUUAAGGCUAUAUUUGGAAAUGUAAGGAGAUUGUACAGUAAUCCAAGUAGCACAAUGGUUUUGUCUCCUAAACUUUAUAUAAUUUAUAAACAUUAGAGAUCUGUAGCUUGUAACAUACAGAUGUAUGACACUCUUGUUCAUUGUACAAAUAAAAGGAACUCUGUAGUAAAAUGAGGUUGUGAGACUUCUCUAAAUUAGUCAUUACAUCUGUUCCUCUUAAAAGGUAGAAAAAGCAGUCAGAACUUGUUAAAGAAUGUCUUUACCAUACAGAACAAAGGGGAAGUUCAUGAACCUGGAUAUAAAAAUGGUCCUGGCACUUUUUUCUGAUUUGUAUUUGCUUUGACUUCUAGUUCUCUAUCUCUAACUGUGCUCUGGUUAAAAAUAUUUUACUAUGCAAAGCACUGAAACAAUAAAUUUUUACUGCA
Molecule: messenger RNA, 3824 nt
Organism: Varanus komodoensis (Komodo dragon)
Lineage: Eukaryota; Metazoa; Chordata; Lepidosauria; Squamata; Varanidae
Gene: CCDC146
Product: coiled-coil domain containing 146
Exons: 19
Coding region: 129-3026 (965 amino acids)
Cellular component (GO): cytoskeleton
Source: RefSeq, a predicted model, not a curated record